AUGUCGGUCGAGACUGUUAGUGUUGAUCUGUCAUGGUUGAAAGAUGCGCUAGAAAUAAAGAAGAUAGGAGACUUAAGAUACGAGGGACUUGUACCUUUACAGAAACCCAAAGCUAGCGCUAGAGGUGUUUAUGGUGGUUUUCUCUGUGCCCAAGCUUUACUCGUAGCCAUGGAAACCGUUCCUGAGGGAUUCACGCCUCAUUCUAUGCAUUCAUACUUUGUUAAGGCCGGAGACGAUACCUUGGUUUGUCAGUACGAGGUCGAAAGAAUUAACGAUGGUAAGAAUUUUGCAAAUAGGUUGGUAAGAGUGAGCCAAAAAGGCACUUUAAAGUACAUGGUAAUGAUUUCUUUGACUCGCAAAAAUUCAAGAGAUGCCGCCGCUAAGGAACAUGAAGCAGGUAAUGGUGCACCUUAUCCUCUCGAUUUCCAAGGUCCUCCUUCAAAGGAUUUCCAUGAGCAUAAACCAGAGAACCUAGUUGUCAGCCCUCACCUCAAUGGAGCUUUACAGCAUUUCAUCCCACCAAGUUUCCAUAAUCCGGACCCUAAUGAGUUGUCUAAGUCCCCUGCUGAAAGAGACUUAUCUUUCUGGAUAAGAUUAAACGAUUUACCGCAAAAUACUAAGCUCAAGUAUGCUGGAUUCGGAGUCAUAUCGGAUUCUUUCUUUUUAAAUACAUUGGGUCGAAUUCUACACUUCCCAAAUCCAGCUGAGGGACUUACUAGUGUGCAAUACUUCUCAGUAUCCCUAGAUCAUUCUAUAUAUUUUCACGAUGAUUCUUUUGAUCCAACCAAGUGGAUGUUUUGCAGGUAUAAUUCUCCCAGAUUUUCAAACAACAGAGUCCUUAUGCAAGGAAGCUAUUACACUGAAGAAGGAAAAUUGGUAGCAUCAAUGGUUCAGGAGGGUUUGGUUUUCUUUCGUGAUAAUAUACACCUCAAGGCAAAACUCUGA
Messenger RNA from Priceomyces carsonii, 945 nucleotides. Its product is annotated as acyl-CoA thioesterase. Gene Ontology annotation, cellular component: peroxisomal matrix. The record is from RefSeq and is a predicted model, not a curated record. Gene Ontology annotation, molecular function: fatty acyl-CoA hydrolase activity. Lineage: Eukaryota; Fungi; Ascomycota; Pichiomycetes; Serinales; Debaryomycetaceae. Gene Ontology annotation, biological process: fatty acid catabolic process; acyl-CoA metabolic process. The transcript has a single exon. Bases 1 to 945 code for a protein of 314 amino acids.